AUGCAGAUCUCUUAUUGUGUCUAUUCCGUCCUCAAUAAAAUGCCGUACAGAGACCUGGCGGAUAUCAAUAGCGAUGAUACCGCCGCACGCACGUCUCUCGCUCAAGUGAUCAGGGACGCCUGCAUGAACGUGGGUUUCUUCUACAUCAAGAACCAUGGCAUACCAGAGUACGUCAUCUACAACGCCCAUCAGGCGACCAAGGAGUUCUUCGCGCAGCCCGACGAGAAGAAGGCCGAGCUCGACAUCACGAAGAACCCCGGCUUCAAGGGGUACAACGCGGUCCUGUCCAGCAACAACAACCCAGCGAACAUGGGCGACAUGCACGAGGGCUUCGAGUUCGGCUGGGAAGAGAUGGUGCCCAAGGAACGCGACGAGAAGCGUGCAAACGACGGCGUCAUGGCUGGCGCCAACGUCUGGCCGGAAGACCUGCCCAGCUUCCGGACGGACGUAACGCGCUUGAUGCUCACGAAAUGCAGUCACCAUGCGGUGAAGUUGGGGAAGAAGCUCUUCCCUCUCUUUGCCUUGGCUCUCGACCUCCCGCCUGACUUUUUUGAUGACAAGGCAUGCACGCGGAACUCCGCUGCGAUUAUGCGCGUUCUUCACUAUCCGCCUCAGACAGGUCCGAUAGAUCAGCGUGUCAUCGGCAUCGGCGCACACACGGACUGGGAGUGCUUCACGAUACUCUGGCAAGAACCCGACAUCCAGGCCCUCCAGGUUCUCAACUCUAAAGUUCAAUGGGUAGAUGCUCCACCAGUCCCGGGCACCUUCGUCGUCAACAUUGCUGACCAGCUGGCGCGCUGGACCAACGACGUGUUCAAGUCCACCGUGCACCGCGCGAUCAAUAGGAGCGGCGUCGAACGGUACUCGAUUCCUCUGUUCUUUGGGAUGGACUACGACGUGAAGCUCGAGUCGAUACCGACCUGCGUGUCACCAGAGCGACCGUCCAUGUACGAGGUCAUCACAGCAGGCGAAUACGUCAAGGAGCGGCUCAAAGCGACGUACGGAUAUUGA
Molecule: messenger RNA, 1011 nt
Organism: Phanerochaete carnosa HHB-10118-sp
Lineage: Eukaryota; Fungi; Basidiomycota; Agaricomycetes; Polyporales; Phanerochaetaceae
Exons: 8
Coding region: 1-1011 (336 amino acids)
Molecular function (GO): dioxygenase activity
Source: RefSeq, a predicted model, not a curated record